AAUCACGUGCGACCGGUCAAAAAGGGAUGCUUAUUCAUACCUCUGGUAUGUCCAGGGGUCCGUGUUUGCUCUACUCUUAAUUUUAUAGAAAUAUAAUUUAUAGAAAGUGUGAUGAGAUUUAUCACUGUUCGUUAUCUUCACUCCACACUACAUACUUUUAAGAGCUAUAACAGACUUGUACUAGUUAUAUUUGCAGUAAGUAAAUGUGUUACGUAGUUUUCUUUAAGUUGGACAUUAGAUGGUCGUGCGGAGUCUUUAAUUUUCAAAGUCUACAGAGUAAUCACAUAGCUAUUGAUUGGGUGUUCACGCAUCGUGCGAGUUGAUUUAUCGCGUACCGUUUGCAGUGAACAGUUUCAGAAGUCAGAUCUCUCUGCUCUCUACGGUGUAUCGGAGUAGUGAAUGAACACGUUCCCCUUAACGUUUUCAUGUGCGUGCGGUGUAAUGCACUUCCUAGGGCGUGCAGGAAGUACCGACCCAUUACACCCGUGGUUAGCGUCAACAACAACACGGUUGCAAAGUUUGUUUCCUGUCUGUAAAAUAAUUUUGUAUAUAAAUUAAUUAGCGAUAUAAGGCGCCAUGGCAGUCGAACAUUGCUUAUUUGGAUAGUUGAAUUUAAAAUGUCAAUAUGGAAAAAUAUCGUACGCGUGAAGAAAAGGAAGCACUCAAGAUAUCUCUCCAUUUGAAGAUUUUAUAUGGAAUUUUACUCAUCAAUUGCUCGGCUACAUUACUUACAGUUAUCAUGUGGUAUACCAGUCAUGUCAAGGGUCAAGGUCGAUGCGAUAAUGUGUUAGAGGGCCAACAAAAUAUACAGGAUGCUCGAAAUACCAUACCGUCUCACAAAAACCUCACACAGGAUGAAGACGAUGAAUCAGAAUUUACCAAAAGGAUCCGAAGGUCCUACAGCGCCACUGUGCCCUCUAGGUGUGAAGUGUUCAUUCGAGAUUGCAAAGACACGAUCCAAGAAUCAUUCCUACUAAAAGGCCAGAAAGGGGAGAGAGGAUAUACCGGUGUAGCCGGGGCCACAGGGCGGACAGGUCACAAAGGAGCGAAAGGUGAUGUUGGGGCAAUUGGACCAAUUGGAACCAGGGGACGGAAAGGAGAAGUAGGACUACCGGGUCUGCGGGGCUCGGCCGGCGAACGGGGAUUUCCCGGAAUACCAGGAAUCCCCGGCGAACCGGGAUUACCGGGGCCGAAAGGGGACAGAGGAAAACAGGGACUUUUGGGGUUUCCUGGAUUUGAUGGACCUAAAGGUCCUAUUGGUGAAAAGGGAGAGCCUGGUGAGAGUGGACCCACGGGACCUUACGGUCCUGUGGGUCCCACAGGGCCCCGGGGACCCAGGGGCUUUCAAGGAAACAAAGGGGACACCGGACUUAUCGGAUUUACAGGACACAAGGGAGACAAAGGCGAUGCCGGACAGAAAGGAGAGCGAGGAUACGGAUAUCGUGGAGCGCCUGGACCAAGGGGGCCUAAAGGGGACAAAGGCGAAUGCCAAGCUUCUUCCUUCAAAAUGGAAAACCUGAAAAUGGAAAGAGAUGCCACGAAUCGUCCAGUUCGCACGCCCCAAAGAGACAAAUUUGUUGAAGAUCCAAGCGGUAAAAAUAUGAAAAGCAGCACAAAUUCCAUGAAGAGUUACAGCCCUUUGAUGUUUGCAGUGAUUAUCGCCUAUGCAAUCUGCUGAUGCUAUUUGCUGUUACACGAAGAUAAAAACGGGCAUUGUAUGUACAUGUAGAUGGUCUUAAUAAGGCUUUUCGAGACGAACGAGCACCUGUUACAGUCCGCGACACGGAAUAAAUGCGCAACCAAGUACGAAUAGGUCAACAAGCUGAAUCCAACAUCGUGUAAAAACUGUCUCUUGUUUAUCUUAUAUACAUGUAUAUAUGUGCUAUGAUUGAAGUUUUCUUUUCAACGAACGUCUACAUUUCCUAAUCUCAUAAUCAAUCCAUGGUCAUGAAUUUGAAUCAUGUUAGAAAUCAUCAGAAAUAUUCUUUACUGAAAUAGUGAAUUAGUGUUCGAUUAAUAAUGAUAGAUUUCGGUCUGUCGUGUUUGUGUUUUGUACGCACUAUUCCAAAGCGUAGAUUAUUCACAUCCAGGGGUGCACAAGGAAUUAAUGUCCAGGUACUUGGUCCAGUGCGUGAAAAACACAACGUCAUGAUCAUCGCACUGACAUAUGGCAUCAAAUACAAUGUACACAGGAAUAAACUGACACAUGACAUCAAAUACAAUGUACACAGGAAUACACUGACACGUGACAUCAAAUACAAUGUACACAGGAAUACACUGACACGUGACAUCAAAUACAAUGUACACAGGAAUACACUGACACGUGACAUCAAAUACAAUGUACACAGGAAUACACUGACAUAUGACAUCAAAUAUGAGAUUCAACCUGAUCUCUCCGAUUCAUCUAAGCUGCAAAAUAAAAAGAUACAAUGUUUAAAUAUUAAACGACUCUACAUACAUAGGAGAAUACGCUGAUGUAUGAAAUUCAUAGCUGUGUAACACAUGAUAUUUUAUAUAAUUUUGAUAUUUGAUUUUUUAAUUUGAUAUAUAAUUUUACAACACAAUCUUUCUCAUUGAUUUGCAUAAGAAUUGCAAAAUCUGGGAAAUCAUGUUUAAAGAAAUGAUUGAGUGUCUGUUACCGUGUCUCUCUGUUAGUUAACUCUUGUGUGUAAAUGAUUUUUAAUAUGUACGUGUAUACACAAUAUCUCUGAUGUAUCCAUUGGCUUCAAAGAUAUAUUCAAAAUUUAAGGCUUAAAAUUUUUCAUUACUGACGGACAGUUGAGGUAAAGAUGGAUGGUAUCCUGGGUAAUUGCAAUUAAUGACAGAAAUACCAAUGUUAUUUUUUUAUUGUUAUUAUGGCAUACAUCUCUGCUUGUGUUAUUUGUUAUCUAGGUGUUAUAAAAGAAUAACAUGUACUUUAUCUAUGCUGUAUUACAUAAAGGAUAAGUCGUAUGAUUUCAUGAGGUGAUGCAAUAAACAAAUUUUUAACCGUAAAA
Ostrea edulis (European flat oyster) is the source of this 2996-nucleotide messenger RNA. RefSeq names its product collagen alpha-1(I) chain-like. NCBI's taxonomy places the organism in Eukaryota, Metazoa, Mollusca, Bivalvia, Ostreida, Ostreidae. The transcript is spliced from 13 exons. The coding region runs from base 626 to 1678 and encodes 350 amino acids. The record is from RefSeq and is a predicted model, not a curated record.